This is a messenger RNA of Aegilops tauschii subsp. strangulata, 1661 nucleotides long. RefSeq lists its product as uncharacterized. NCBI's taxonomy places the organism in Eukaryota, Viridiplantae, Streptophyta, Magnoliopsida, Poales, Poaceae. The record is from RefSeq and is a predicted model, not a curated record.
CCCUAUGAGCACCUCCGAGAGACUGAGCCGACAUGUCAUCUUGAAAUUUACGAAGUCACCGUAGGCGCCUCGUCGUCGACGGGAACGUCUCGUCCCACUGAAAGCACAUCGCUGAAAAUCCUGAAAUAAAUCCAGGAAUAAGCGAGCACCAGGACUUGAGCCCUCGUGGGCUGGGAUACCACAGUCCCUCUAACCAUCCACUCACAGGUUGCUUCGCAUUGAGACGGAGAUUUGCUACACCUACGAACAAAUCAUACAGGAUCAUGGUUAUGGAAUGAGAUGGCAACACUUGGGGAGUAAGUGGGCCCACCCAUGAGAUUCAAGGGGCGGAUUAGUGGGAGUUCGGCCGGGCUGGGCCUAACAAAGCCCGAAACAGAUAACCUAGGCCUGGGCACGGCCUGGCCGCCAGGCCUAGUUUUCAGGCUCGAGCUCGGCCGAUCAGUCAAAAAGCCCAUCGGGCCUAGUUUCCAAGACCAAGCCCGACCCGUCAGUCAAAAAACCCAUCAGGCCUUGAACCGGGCCUCUUCCUUAAAUUACAAAUAUGACGAGCCCAAUCCUGCCGUUGCCCGACCUAUGGCUGAAAAACUAGGCCCAGGCCCAGCCCGUGGGCAAGGUCGGGCCGGGCUGUAGAUGGCCAGAUAUAGUCCGACAGGCCAAACGGGAGGCCAUCGGCGGCGUUGUCGCCGGCGUGAGGCUUCCGUGCCGGACCAGCUGGCCCUAGCCCGACGCCGACGCGGCCCGAUGCACGUCGAGCUGGCCUGAAUCAGCCCAGCUCCCAGCACUUUCCACUCUCUAGUCUACUCUAAUCUAGAAUGAAAAAAAAAGGACAAAGGGGAUGAGCCCCUUUCGGAAAGCAAGAGUCGAUUCGGCAUUCGGGCAUCCCUGCCGUGCCUUCACCCAGCAGCAAAGCAACCAAGGUAAACCAAACCAGAGCACCGCCGCCCGCAGCCGCAGGCAGAACCCCCCGCCCCCAAAAUUACCACCUUGGAAUCGAGCAUCCGCGCCCCAUCUAUGGCGGAUCAGGAGGCCGCCGAGCCGGGCCCGCCGUCGUGGCCCCCCUGGACCUCCCUCCUGCUCCGGGCCAUGAGCAAGCGCCGCACCUGGGCGGCGCUCUUCCUCGCCGUCUACGCCGCGCUGCUCUCCUCCUCCUGGAGCCUGCUGGCGUCCGUGCGCGCCUGGUACUACGCCGCGGCCGCGGGCUCGGCGGCGCACCCGGCCGCGUGGCCCGCCGCGCUCUACGCCUCCGUCAUGUACGGCGCCGUCUUCGGGCUGCUCUCCAUGGGCGCCGCGCUGGCCGUCGCCGCGCCCGCCAUGCUGGUCACCUGGAUCACCGUGCUCGUGCUGCUGGCGUUCGCGGGCAAGCCCCGGCGGUCGCUGGUCGCCGAGGCGCGCCGCGCCACGGCCGACAUCGCGCGGCUCGCGCUCCGCGUGCUGCUCUGCGAGGGCAACGCCGUCGCCGCCGUCUGCGCCGCCGCCAGCUUCGCCGCCCUCCUCUUCGGCCGCCGCGACGACGCCGACGCCGAGCGGCGGCUGAUCUGAAAGCUUUUCGAGUUCCUUUCACGCCCUUUUAUUUGUUUCUUCUGUUGCUAAUUUCAUUUGUAGUCUGCAUACCAACAGUUUGGGGGUUUCAUUCUUGGCAAUGGAAGUUCUUGUUUCUGUAA